Messenger RNA from Saccostrea cuccullata (small rock oyster), 632 nucleotides. Its product is annotated as ankyrin repeat domain-containing protein 66-like. Gene Ontology annotation, cellular component: nucleus. Bases 171 to 629 code for a protein of 152 amino acids. Gene Ontology annotation, molecular function: protein binding. The record is from RefSeq and is a predicted model, not a curated record. The transcript has 4 exons. Lineage: Eukaryota; Metazoa; Mollusca; Bivalvia; Ostreida; Ostreidae.
AUUCAAGACCUGGCUUGUUUUAUUUUUAAAUCUUUCGGGAUCGAUCUGGAUUUACUGUAAAUUACUUUUCCUUUCCGCUUUGCUUUUAUUUCAUAUUUUUGUACUAGAGUGAUAAUGAUUAACCGAUCCACUUGAUCGCAGCCAGAAACAGCUGCCAAUCCUUAAGAAAUAUGACAUCCGGACUAGAACUUCAUGAAGCUGCCUCUGUUGGUGAUUAUGAUACAUUAGAGGAGCUUAUAUUUAGCAAGAAGAUUGACAUAAAUCUGAGGGACCCUGAAUGGAGGGACAGAACAGCUCUGCACUGGGCCAGUGCUAAAGGUUACGUUGAAUGUUUGCGCCUUCUCCUGGACCACGGCGCUGAUGGACUAGCCCGAGCAGACAUGAACUGGACCCCAGCACACUUCGCGGCCGAGACCGGGAAACUGACGGUACUACGGGCCCUCGUGGUGGCAGAUGUACCCAUAUACAAGCGGGAUAAGUACGGGGAUAAACCUGCAGAUGUGGCUAGGAUGUACGGAUUUCAGGACUGUGUCAAAUAUCUGCAGCAAGAAGAGUUAAAUCAAAAACAGAAAAGAGUGCAGAAAGGAUUACCAGACAAUUCAGAUGACGAGUCCUCUUCAGAACCGUGAUUA